Messenger RNA from Diabrotica virgifera virgifera (western corn rootworm), 8254 nucleotides. Its product is annotated as host cell factor 2. Lineage: Eukaryota; Metazoa; Arthropoda; Insecta; Coleoptera; Chrysomelidae. Gene Ontology annotation, biological process: regulation of DNA-templated transcription; chromatin remodeling. The transcript has 14 exons. The record is from RefSeq and is a predicted model, not a curated record. Gene Ontology annotation, cellular component: histone methyltransferase complex. Gene Ontology annotation, molecular function: transcription coactivator activity; protein binding. The coding region runs from base 191 to 4246 and encodes 1351 amino acids.
GUCAUCUUUUAUAACGUUUUGCCGCUUGGGGGUUGAAGUUCUGAGUUUUCAAAACUUUCAUUCCAAAUCAACAUACAUGUUUGUUUUUUAAUGACUAGGGUAAUUGUAUCCUAUUUCUGAACAAAUUGCAGUGUAUUUACACAUUGGUUAAGCUACAUUCAAUGUCCCAGUGCAGUACAACAAUCACAUAAUGGCUGGUAAGGCGUUAAAGUGGAAAAUAGUGGCAGAUACCACUGGACCUCAUCCUCGGCCAAGACAUGGACAUCGUGCAAUUAUUAUUAAAGACUUGAUGGUUGUUUUUGGUGGAGGAAAUGAAGGGAUUGUUGAUGAGCUUCAUGUUUUUAAUACAGCAACAAAUCAAUGGUUUAUUCCAAUUACUAAAGGUGAUGUACCUCCAGGAUGUGCUGCUUUUGGUUUUGUAGUUGAUGGAACCAAAUUACUAGUUUUUGGGGGAAUGGUAGAGUACGGAAAGUACAGCAAUGAGCUUUAUGAGUUGCAGGCUGCAAAAUGGGAAUGGAAGAAACUAAAACCAAAAGAACCAAAAUUUGGCAAUCUUCCUUGUCCACGGUUAGGACAUAGUUUUACUGUAGUAAAUUCAAAGGUGUAUCUCUUUGGCGGAUUAGCAAAUGAUAGUACAGAUCCCAAAAACAAUAUCCCGAGAUACUUAAAUGAUCUCUUUACAUUGGAUAUAAAAAGUAACCCUAUGCAAUGGAAUCUCCCCCAAACCAAUGGUCCAGCUCCCACUCCAAGAGAAUCUCAUUCCUCUGUGGCAUAUGUGGAUAAAAACAAGAACUCUUUUUUAAUCAUAUAUGGAGGUAUGAGUGGGUGUAGGUUGGGUGAUUUGUGGUUUCUGGAAACAGAAACAAUGACUUGGGUCCAACCCCAAGUUUCAGGAAUUUCACCUCUACCGAGAUCUCUUCACACUUCCACAUUAAUUGGUCAUAAAAUGUUUGUUUUUGGGGGAUGGGUUCCUUCAAAUCUGUCUAAAGAUGUAAACGCCAUUGAAACAGCGUGGAAGUGUACAAAUACUUUGGCAUGUCUCAAUUUAGAAACGAUGAGCUGGGAUGAAAUCAAUAUCCAACAACAAGCUGAUCUACCUUGUGCCAGAGCAGGUCACUGUGCAGUGGGAAUUAGUACUAGGUUGUAUGUAUGGUCUGGUCGAGACGGAUAUAGAAAAGCCUGGAAAAAUCAGGUGUGCUGCAAAGAUUUGUGGUAUUUAGAUGUAGAUAAACCUCCUGCUCCUAGUCGUGUAUCUUUGGUUAAAGCAGGAACACAUACCCUUGAAGUCAAUUGGACUGGAGCACUAUCUGUGCAGACAUACAUCUUACAGAUACAAAAAUAUGAUUUACCCCCACCUGCUGCAUCGAAAACUCCAGCAACUGCUGCACCAGUAAUUCCAUCUUUGGUAACUGUACCAAAAGUAAUUGCUCCAGUUCUAGCCAGUUCACUUCAGACUCAGCCUACUACAUCUACACCAACUAUUAAAGCAAUUUCAAGUACUAACCAGGUUCAGUCACCUAAAAUUAUUUCACCAGUUGCUACAAGAGUACCACAAAUGAAGAUUCAAGGUACUACAGGAACUAUUAUCAGAGAUGGCAGUCCUCAGGUAGCAGGCAAACAAUUAAUAAUGAAACAAGGAGGCAAUAUUAUCCAAAAGGCGGGAGCUCCACAGCAAGUUAUAACUUUUGUCAAAACUAGUGCAGGUAUGACGUUGGCGACAAUACCAAAAGGGAGCAACGUGGUUCAGGCAAAACCAAAUGUUUUACCUCAAUCUCCCAAAAAUACCAUUGUGAAAAUUAUACCAACCACGGCAGCAAAUAAAGUUCAAACAUCCAUAAAAACGAUUCCAUACCAUUUGGAUAAGGCGACUGGGAAAUUAGUUCCUCUCAAAACUAUGGGACAGAUUCCUACAAUCGGCAAUCAACAAGUUCUGGUAAUGAAUUCAAAUGCAGGUUUGAAAAAUAUACAAACAUUAAGCAAUGCACAGUCUCUAAAUUUGAGUCCUGUAAAAACCACUUCUAUAAAUACUCAACCAAUCGUAACUGCAGCAAAUUUAACAAACCUAACAAAUCUACAAGGCGUUAAGAUUGCUGGCAAACCUAUUACCAUAUCAAUGCCAAUGCAAGUUGUUGGAUCUCCUAAGACAGUCACUUUGUCAAAAAAUACAAAACAGGUGAUGAUCGGAGGGAAACCAGUUACUGUACAGAUGGCGACAGGUACUAACAAAACACUGACAUUGGUUCAGCCUAAUCAGUCUGCUGCAGUAGGCAAGAUUGUCCGAUUGCCAAUAGGUUCGACAAUAAAUCACUCUGGUAACAGCGGUGAACAACCAAAACUAAUGGUAAUUUCUCGUCCCAAACAACCAAAUGCAAAUAUAGCUUCGACUUCCUUUGAUAGUCCAGCCACAACAGAUGCAGCACUUGCUGCCAUAGCUGCAGAAGCUGGUCUGAUAGAUCCUGCACCUGAGGGAGGCGUAGGAAAAUUAGAUGGAUCUGAGGGAAAUGCUACACAAACAGUAGUUCUUUCGCAGGGAAGCAGUACAUCCAAUGUUGCUGCUCCUGUGCAAGUCUUAGGAUCUGGUUCUAUUAUGCAGCAACUUGGGUUGAAAGGGGGUGCUAGAUUCCAAAGACCACCUAAAAGCUUUAGGUAUCGUUUAGGAUUGUAUGGAGGUGGUGGCGUGGAUGAUGUAGAUGAAGAAAUGAAACCUUCAACUACAACAGCUGAAGCUGAUUCUACGCAAGCUACCGUCAAUGAAAUUGCGCCCUCUUCUUCUAAUGCUGAAAUUAUAAAAAUGGACUGGGAGUCAGAUUCAACACCUAAACAAUCUGAAGAAAGCUUAAGCGUUGAGGCAAAAUCUGACUCAGAAACAAAAUCGGAAGCCGAAGCAAAACCGGAAGAAACUACACAAAUUGAGGCUGAAUCAGAGGCUGAUAUAGGAACAGACGUUGACAUGAGAUUAGAAACUGAAGAACAAUCAGGCAGCAAAGACAACUUGGAACCCGAGACAAGUAAAAACACAUUGGAACCUGAGACAAGUAAAAACACAUUGGAACCUGAGACAAGUAAAAACACAUUGGAACCUGAGACAAGUAAAAACGCAUUGGAACCUGAGACAAGUAAAAACGCAUUGGAACCUGAGACAAGUAAAAACACAUUGGAACCUGAGACAAGUAAAAACACAUUGGAACUUGAAGAAAAGUCGGAGAGUGAAAACAAUUUAGAAGCUGAUAAAAAACCAGAAACUGAUGACAAAUCGGAAGCUGAAGAAAAAUCUGAACAGUCUAGUCAGAUAGAAUCAGAUAUUACAAAAUCUCCAGAGGAGAAUCAAGCCAAGUCUGAGUCUGGACCUGAAGAAACGAAGUCGGAAAUGGAGACUGAUAUUAAAAAACCAGUUUUGGGAGACCUGUCUUCCAGUGACUCGGUGAAAAUGGAAGUAGACAUUAAAAAAGAAGAACCAUCAAUUGAUCCAAAUUGUCACACUUACAGUCAAAAUAUCACAACUUUAAAAACAGAUGAAAUGGUUCCCGAAGUGAAAAAAGGAAUUCUUGCACUUGACGAUGAUCCUCUAGCAGCCUUAGCUACUGCUGCCUUGGCUGAAAAUAAUUCCCAUGAUCCUGAAGUGCCUCUUAAAGACACUUGGUAUACUGUCGGCUUCAUUCGAGGGAAUAGUUGUGAUGUAAAGAGUUAUUUCUUGUUAAAUGAAGACACUGAGAAUCUGACCUUAGACACUUUGCCUUCUACUGUAAAUUACCCCGCGGGAUUCAAUCUUGAACCGGGCACUGCAUACAAGUUCAGAGUCGCAGCUAUCAAUUCAUUAGGUCGAAGUGAUUGGAGUGAGGUAUCAGCGUUUAAAACUUGUCUACCGGGCUUCCCAGGUGCACCUUCUGCAAUCAAAAUAACCAAAUCGGUAGAAGGCGCAAAUUUAUCUUGGGAACCUCCUAGUGCCAACCAAGGUGAAAUAUUAGAAUAUUCUGUUUAUUUGGCUGUGAAAGCAAAGGAUAAGGUUAAUACCAAUGCUGGUCAACUGGCCUUUGUACGGGUUUACUGUGGCCCGAAUAACAAAUGUGUUGUAAGUAACAACUCCUUGUCUGCUGCCCAUCUAGACACAACGACGAAAGCGGCGAUCAUAUUCCGUAUUGCCGCUAAAAACGAAAAGGGUUACGGACCCGCAACCCAGGUUAGGUGGUUGCAAGACGCAUCAUCCAAAACAAAGCGUCUUGCAGAUUCCUCACCUAAGAAAGUAUGAUAAAGAAGAAAUGUAAAAAUAUACGACGGUGUGUGAAUGUGGUAAAAAUAUAAAUAUUGGUUAUUUGGAUGUUGCGGGUUCGGAUUUGCAAUUGAAAAGUACUUUCUUUUUAAGUAUUAACUGCUUGACGAUUUGCAUCUUCGAAAACUUGAAUGGAAGUCUUAUAAGGUAUUAUUAGCAUUAUGAAACUUUAGUUUUUGUCAUUUAGUUUGAUGUAGUUAGUGAUUUUAUAUAACUGAUCAAAGCGAAAAAGGAUCCUCUUAUAAAGAUGUUCGUAGUUUUGAACUAAUUCUUUUUAUGAUUAUAUUAUUUUUAUUUAUUUACAUCUAAGGCUUUUAGCUAUAAAUGUAGCAAAAUUAGAGUUAUUUUUUUUAAUAAGAGUGUUGCUAAAAAUUAUUUUAAAACAAAACUAGCGUGUAUGGGCUCCUCUAACUCGUUAGAGUUAGUUUCUUGAUCUAGUUGUUCCCCUUCUUUCACGAUAACUUCCUCGACAUGUUGUGUUUCUUGGUGGCUGACGAUCCUUCAAGCGCUUCCCUAGUGUAUUUCAAAUACGUUCAAUGGUAUUUAAACCUGGACUCGUUGCUGGCCACUCCAUAAUCUGAAUAUUGUGGGUAGUCAAAUAAUUUUGCACUAUCCUGGCCACAUGCGGUCUCGCAUUAUCUUGCUGAACGAUAAAUUCUAGACCGAUAUUUUCAGCAAAUGGGACAGCAUGUGGUUCAAGAUCUUCGUUAAUAUACCGCUCUGCCUUCAUCGCCCCUCGCUGACUAACUACUAGGUCAGAGCAGCCAUUUAAAGUUAUCCCACCUCAAACCAUAAUUGAACCUCCGCCAAAAGCCUGGGUUUCUUGAAUUGUGGAAUUCAAAAAGCGCUCGCUUGCUCUCCAGACUCGUCCGCCAACAUGAUUUAAAAGAAAUUUGGACUCGUCAGUAAACAUCAGGUUACUCCAUUGUGGUCCAAUUCAUGUGUUCUUCUGCAAACAAGCGUCUGGCUCCACGAUGUGCAGGGCUCAAAUAAGGUACUCCAGCAUUUAACUUAUGUUCGUGAAGCCGAUUACGUAUUUGCGGUGUGCAAGUACUUGGAGGGGAUACGAGAAACGAUCGUGUGCGAAAAGCGGAGAAUUCUUGUAACUUGCUUAAAUAAUUCAUAUUGUCAAUUGAAAUUGUCAAAUUGACGUAUAUUUCAUACCUACUGUCAUUGAAGAAGAAAAAUUAUAUGUUGCUCACAAUAUUAAUAUGAUAUGCAAUUAUUAUAUAAAAGUAUAUUUAAUUAAUUGUAUUUUGCUUGCAGUGCUGCAUUUUAAUAACUAAUUUUAUUUAUUGCCAACCGUCACUAAAGUCAUUCAUUAUUGUACUCAUUUGACGCCAUUUGCGGCAGUAAAGUAACACUUUAUUGUACUGAAAGAAGAAUUUAACUUUACCUGCCGCGAAUAAUCAAAUUAACUGAGACUGAAUGUAAGCGGUCGAUGGCAGUAAUCGAUUAUUUAUUUGAGUGAACUUAAAAUUUAUUUACUUUAAUUAUUAAAAAUAUUGUACAAAAUUUGCGUUAUUAUCAAUUAAAAUAUGUCAAAAAGUGAAAUUCUGUAGUAUUUUGUAAAUAUAUUCAUAUAAAAUAAAUUAAAACUUUACCGAUUUAGUAAUUAUUCAAUAUUGAUAACUAUCGAUUAAAAAUCGAAAGCGGCCAUCGUGCAGAAGUUAUCUGUCAUCACUGUCAUGAAAUUAUUAGGUCUAAAAUUUAAAAAGUUGUUCUGAAACUAUUUUCUUGUGGCAUUUUUACAAUUUUAACUAUUUAUAAUGGGAAAUAAGCCACAAUAUUAUUAAAAAAUGAUUUUUUUAUUAACGUUUCGACGCCCAAAUCGGGUGCCGUUGUCAAAAUACAAAAUACUAUUGAAUAUUUUUUAAUAAUAUUGUGGCUUAUUUCCCAUUAUAAAUAGUUAAAAUUUAAAAAGUUCUUAAAUUGUAAAUUGCAAGUAGGUAAAUGUUAAAACCAAUAUCAAAUUAUUGUAGAAAGUGAAAUUGUAGAUAAAAUAUAUUUUGGCAUUAUCCAAGCUGUCAGGCUUUCAGUACAUACUUCAUUUUCCAGUUCUUCAUUCAGGGAUUAUUAAAAUUAAAGAUGAUUAAUUUUAUGAAAUAAUGAACAUAAUCAAAUUAAAAAAAAAAUGUGUAGUGUUAUAUGAAAUUUUGAAGAAGCUAAAUAAGCGACAGAUUUUUAUUCAAUUUAUUUUAUAAAUUUUAUAUUAUUUUUAAAUAAUUACAGAGCCCAAACUCGUACGUAGACAACUUUAAGGUGCGAAUCAUCGGAAUGCAACUUCCAAGUUGAUUUCCAAUCAAAUUAUGUUGGCGAUAAAAUUUUGUAUGCACCACGUCAGUAAAGAUUCUUUAUCGAACUCGUCUGUUACUCGCCUCGCUCGCUACGCUCGCUCUUCUCGUAAUAUCAAGACUCGUUCGAUAAAGAGUUACUUUACUGACUUCGUACAUAAAUAACUAUUACUACAUACAAUUGUUUACCUUUUAAUAACAUAACCCAAUGCUUACUUUUUUUUUCUUAUAAUCUUUUUUGGGCUACGGCCUUGACAAUUAUCCAGCAACCAGGACCAAUAUGAUUGGCGAAAAAAGUUGCUGAGCUAUGAAACCAGGUGUCGUUUUUUCGAACUUGCACGGUCCCAGUAGUUUUGAGUAUUUACUCUUAUACCAGUAGCUUCUACCAACUCAUUUUGUAGCAUUCGAGCAAUACUUCAACAUUGCUAAAGUCGAUAUUCUCUAGCUAUAUUCGCCCUUAUACGAUGCAUAUAAGGUUGUCUUCUAAUAACUCCAUACAUGUCAUGUCUGGUCCAGGCUCGAUUGAUUGAAGCACGACUAACAUUUAACAUUUCCUACCAAUUUGAAUCUCUGUGAGAUAGACUCUGCAUCUUCAGGGCCUCCCAAGCACAUCAAAAGCCAUCAUUAAUUGUUAACAACUUCAACGUAAAUAUCGACAGAAAUUCAAAAACGGAAUAAAUGUGAUUCGAACAUGUUAUUAAGUUUUGCUUUUUAUUAAAUACGAGAAAAACGAAGAUAAGAAAAUUGUUUUUUUUUUUCUAUUUAUAAAAACUAUAUCGCUUAUGCACGAGAAAAGUGUCAUAUUUCAAAAUUUUGUCAAAUUGAGGUAAAUACACAAAAAAUCGAAAAAAAAACGGCGAAUUUUAUGAACGUAGUGUCAUAACUAAACUCCGAAUAGUUUCCGUGAGAUGGGAGGAAAUGACGCUUUACCGGUGUAGAGGUCGGAUGGUUCGUCUAUUGAUGUAUCGACAUAAUUCAGUUGAGUGCGAGACGUUGUCGAGGUAAGAACAUGAUUUUUUUUAGUAAACCGUCACAUUUAAAAUUUCUAAUAAUUUGCUAUGUGGCUUGUUUCUAGUUUUAUCUUGAAAAGUGACAUAUUUGACUUAUUUCUACAAAACCUUCCCAUUUUUUUUAGAUGAAAAGUGACACAUUUGACCAGAACUAGAAAAAUAUUGGGUAAUUUACCGUCAAUAUAAGUACAGGUUGUAAAGACCAUUCCGAGGCACCACACUGCCAAGGUUCUACAGUAAAUUUUUAUUGUAUGGAGCUACAAGUUGAAAUUAAAAAACCGACAUGACAUUAAAAUGGGAAUAUCUCAGAAGUAGUUUUUUUGAAAUGUGACACUUUUCUCGUGCAUAAGCGAUAUGUAUACAGGAUGCACAUACAUAACAUAUUUUUUAAGUUCCUACCUAAUGUAAUACAUUUACAUUAAAUUUACAAUUUACAUUAAAUUUAAGUUAGUGGCUUCUUUUUCGUUUUGAUAAGUGUAUUUUUAGUUAAAUGUGAUUUGUUACAUUUUGUAAAUAUGAAUGUUUAAUGUAUAUUGUUGGCUUUUGCCUGUUAAAUAGGUGAUUAGUAUAAAGUGAAUCAGUGAAUGAUAUUUGUUUUGUAUCAUUUUUAGUGUAUAAUUACAAACAUACAUGUAAGGUUCUUACGAUAUUGUAAAUAUACGUCAUAUAUUUUGAUGAAGCAA